Molecule: messenger RNA, 1137 nt
Organism: Caenorhabditis remanei
Lineage: Eukaryota; Metazoa; Nematoda; Chromadorea; Rhabditida; Rhabditidae
Exons: 6
Coding region: 1-1137 (378 amino acids)
Cellular component (GO): catalytic step 2 spliceosome; intracellular anatomical structure
Molecular function (GO): ATP binding; RNA binding
Source: RefSeq, a predicted model, not a curated record
AUGUCCUCAAAAUAUCAUCCGGGACACGGACAACGCGAGAAGAGAUCGGGCGGUGGAGGCCCGUCGAGACGUGGAUUCGCACGUCCCGAUGAUUCGGCCGAUGCGCCACGGACAGGGCCACUGAUUCUGGAGGAGAGGACGACUGAGAGUACGAGUGGACCGCCCGUCGAUGAACAAUUGAAAGUUUUCAAUAAUCCAUAUGCUUCAUUGAAUAUUCAACAACAGAGGAUACGGUUGCCGAUUACAAAAAAUCGCGGUCACAUUCUCUAUAUGUGUGAAAAGUAUCGAACGGUGAUCAUUGUUGGUGAGACUGGAUGUGGAAAGAGUACCCAGGUACCACAAUUUCUUCUGGAAGCCGGAUGGGCGGCCGAUGGACGACAGAUUGCGAUUACACAGCCGAGGAGAGUGGCGGUGGUUACGCUCGCCACACGUGUUGCCGAAGAGAAAGACUGUAUACUGGGACAUGAUGUCGGUUAUACAGUAAGAUUCGAUGAUGUAUCCGAUAAGGACACAAAAGUGAAAUUUAUGACCGAUGGAUUACUGUUAAGAGAGAUUUUGGCGGAUCCGUUGUUGUCAAAGUAUAGCAUCAUCAUGAUCGACGAGGCUCACGAACGGUCAUGCAACACCGAUAUUCUACUCGGACUCCUUCGAAAAAUCAUGCAAGUCCGAAACGAUUUACGAAUUAUUGUCUCGUCGGCUACACUGGAUGCGGAACUUUUCAAGGAUUUCUUCGAGAUGAAUGAGACGAGAAAUCCGGAUAAAGAUACGGCUGGAAUUAUUUCAGUGGAGGGAAGGACUCAUCCAGUUUCUAUUCAUCAUACCAAGACAUCAGUUCCAGACUACUGUCAAUCUACCGUGGAUACCGUAAUCAACAUUCACAAACACGAAAUGCCCGGUGAUAUUCUGGUAUUCCUGACGGGACAAGACGAAGUGGAAGACGUCAGUGAGAAGUUGAGAGAAGAGGCGAGAAGUCUGAGGAAUGUCGACAAGUUGUGGGUCGUGCCGUGUUAUGGAGCAUUGCCAGAAGCUACUGCAGUAAUCCGGGCUCCCAGGAUACGAUUCAAGAAUUUAGGAUCUAGCUACAGUAACCCGAUCCUGGAAGUUUUUGAUCCUGACCCUACAGUACCCCGAUCCUGA